GUGAGCCACCACCCGGCCAAGAGGGUCCAAAUGUGGACCUGCCAGGCCUUGACUCUGCUGUCUCUGGAUGGUGCCAGUCACCCUCCCUGACCUCCCUGCCCCCCAUUGGAGGCCCUUGUCAUCACCUCCCUGUCCCCACACCAGCCCCUUUCCUUAGCCCUUGCCCAAUAACAGAGCCUCUCUGGUGGUGAAACCUUUGCAGGCCCCUCACACAUCACAAGGUUGUGGCGUCACCAGGGCAAAGAUAGGGACAGUCCCUUUUGGAGGUGAGGAAAUUGGUUCAGAGAAAUUAUGUUACUUGUCUGCUGACCUAGUGGCAUCAAAAGCAGAGCAGAGAAACCACCAUGUCCCCUUGUUCCCAAUUCAGCUCUCCAGGGUUCCACCGUGGGUUCUUGGGGUUGGGAGAUUGAGGGAGGUCAAAAGCCCCUUCAUAAGAGGGAUUGUGGAGAAAUUAAAGUGACUUUGCCAGCUUCUGGAAGAGCUGGGGUCAGUAGCUGGAGGCAUGUCAGGUGUGUCUGGUGUCUGCAGCCUCCUGCCCUUGGCCUUGCUUGUUUACUCAUCUGACUGUUUUAAGGAUCUGCCUCCCUCCUCCACAACCCUCACCUCCUAAGCGUACCACACUCUUCUGGGCUCUGGGAGGGAUAUGGCAGUGGAACAAGUGCAGGACUGCCGUCUUAGGGUCUUAUAAACCAACUUUCCUUAUUUGUGAAGUGGGGCAAGAACAGUAGUGCUUCUUUUACCCCAGUUAUGAGGUCUUGGGAGACCCAAUCAUUCAUGUAACAACAGAAGAUGGCUUCCUACUCUAGCCAACCAACCCCAGCCCUGAAGUUCCCAAUUCCGACCAACUCCAGCCGUCGCGCUCGCGAGCUCUGGGGACCCGACCUCCACUUCCGGGUUCAGCGCGGAGAACCCCACACCAAAAGCCCCGCAGCGCUGGCUUCUACUCGAGUUCCCUCCCCUUCUCUGCCAAGAGGCUCCUGCCUCUCCUCCACCGCCGCCCCGGCAAUCGCCCUCACCACCUCCGGCCCUCGGGGGAGGGUCUUGAGUUGUUUCCCCGAGAGAAGAAACCAGACGUCUUAAGACACGGCCUACCCACCCCUGACAACCAACAUGGCCAACUUCACACCUGUCAAUGGCAGCUCGGGCAAUCAGUCCGUGCGCCUGGUCACAUCAUCAACCCACAAUCGCUACGAGACGGUGGAAAUGGUCUUCAUUGCCACGGUGACAGGCUCCCUGAGCCUGGUGACUGUCGUGGGCAACAUCCUGGUGAUGCUGUCCAUCAAAGUCAACAGGCAGCUGCAGACAGUCAACAACUACUUCCUCUUCAGCCUGGCGUGUGCCGAUCUCAUCAUAGGCGCCUUCUCCAUGAACCUCUACACCGUGUACAUCAUCAAGGGCUACUGGCCCCUGGGCGCUGUGGUCUGCGACCUGUGGCUGGCCCUGGACUACGUGGUGAGCAAUGCCUCCGUCAUGAACCUUCUCAUCAUCAGCUUUGACCGCUACUUCUGCGUCACCAAGCCCCUCACCUACCCUGCCCGGCGUACCACCAAGAUGGCAGGCCUCAUGAUUGCCGCUGCCUGGGUCCUGUCCUUCGUGCUCUGGGCGCCUGCCAUUUUGUUCUGGCAGUUUGUGGUGGGCAAGAGGACAGUGCCCGACAACCAGUGCUUCAUCCAGUUCCUGUCCAACCCAGCAGUGACCUUCGGCACAGCCAUCGCUGCCUUCUACCUGCCUGUGGUCAUCAUGACGGUGCUGUACAUCCACAUCUCCCUGGCCAGUCGCAGCCGAGUCCACAAGCACCGGCCCGAAGGCCCGAAGGAGAAGAAAGCCAAGACGCUGGCCUUUCUCAAGAGCCCACUAAUGAAGCAGAGCGUCAAGAAGCCCCCACCCGGGGAGGCCGCCCGGGAGGAGCUGCGCAACGGCAAGCUGGAGGAGGCCCCCCCGCCGGCGCUGCCACCACCACCACGCCCCAUGACUGACAAGGACACUUCCAAUGAGUCCAGCUCAGGCAGUGCCACCCAGAACACCAAGGAACGCCCAGCCACAGAGCUGUCCACCACAGACGCCACCACACCCGCCAUGCCCGCCCCUUCCCUGCAGCCGCGGGCCCUCAACCCGGCUUCCAAAUGGUCCAAGAUCCAGAUCGUGACAAAGCAGACAGGCAAUGAGUGUGUGACAGCCAUUGAGAUUGUGCCUGCCACGCCUGCUGGCAUGCGCCCUGCGGCCAACGUGGCCCGCAAGUUCGCCAGCAUCGCUCGCAAUCAGGUGCGCAAGAAGCGGCAGAUGGCGGCCCGGGAGCGCAAAGUGACACGAACGAUCUUUGCCAUUCUGCUAGCCUUCAUCCUCACCUGGACGCCCUACAACGUCAUGGUCCUGGUGAACACCUUCUGCCAGAGCUGCAUCCCUGACACAGUGUGGUCCAUUGGCUACUGGCUCUGCUAUGUCAACAGCACCAUCAACCCUGCCUGCUAUGCUCUGUGCAACGCCACCUUUAAAAAGACCUUCCGGCACCUGCUGCUGUGCCAGUAUCGGAACAUUGGCACUGCCAGGUAGGCAGGCAGGAGUGCCCUAGGAGGUGCUGGUGUUGCGUGCGUCUGCUGGGGGACCACACGGCUCACCUGCUGUGGGGAAGAGUUGCAGGCACCAUUCCGUGUUCAUGUUUGCUGAGGAGGAAGCUCAGAAGAGGCUCUGGCUGCAUUCAGAGACCAGCUCUCUGCUCAGGCUGAGGAGGCUCACCCCAGGGAAUGUCUGAAUUGGGGCUGCCUGGCCCACCUCUGUGGCCCUGCUUCCGCGAGCUGUGGGGCACUGGCCUGGGUGGGCACCUGCCCCACUGUGGCCAUCAGCAGUGCUGAGAGAAUGGACAUCUGGACGGGGGCCGAAGCCCAGGGCCCCUCAGGAGGAACAGAGGAACCAGUGCUUGGAAAAGGAGGCUUGGGAUGGGAGUAGAAGGGUUGGAGUCCCCCAUUCUGCUGUAAUCGGUGCUUUCUGCCCCCCUGCACCCUGCAUGUAGGCUCAGCCCCCUCUCCCCAAAUCCCACUCCAGGGGCAGAACUCUCUGGCUGCAGCUACUUAGCCAGGUUCUGGGUGGGUAUGGUGGAGGCCAGGUCUCAACCCCAGCAGCACUGCCCUUGUCACAUUACGAUGGGGCAGCUGGGAGGUCAGGGGUUCUCUCUCAGGAACUGAGGUCUGGCCUCCUCCGGUCCCAGGCUGAGCUGAGAGUGGUCCGCUUAUUCAGAAGACAGCCCCCUGCGGCCCCGGCCUUAGAAGGCUGUCCCAGGUCGCACAUCGAGUCAGGGUGAGGCUGUGGUGGGCGGUAUUCCCAUCCGCCCUCUUCAAACCUCUCACCCUCUGGCUUCUGCAGGGUGGAGGCCUGGGUCACACAGGCAAGAGGAAAGGGGUCGACCUGGUGGCCCACUCGGGUUUCCGUGACAGUGGGAAGGGGGAGGUGGGCUGUGAGGUAGGCACGCAACCCCCGCAUCUGCUCUCCCCCAAUGGGUAGAACCUUCCUGAUUGGCUGUGGGUUGGAUCAAAAGACCUUUGACUGGGCGAGGCUGAGAUGGGUGCGGUGGUUCCAGUGAGUCAGCCAGGUUCCCUUCCCCAGCCCUGGUCCCUGGGGGAGAUGAGGACCGAGAGGCUUAGGCGACUUGAUGGCGGGCACCCUUUCGGGGGCCCUGGAAGAAAUUUUUGUAAUUGUUCUGCUUUUUCCAUGAGCUCUGGAGAGCACCCACCACCAAGCCCCCAGCCCCCUGAAACCCACCAGUCCCUACAGCCUGGUCUUUCUCCCCACCUUCCCACUCCCAAACACAUUUCCACAGCAAACUCCUUGGGAAGGGGCUUUUAUAUAUUAAAAAAGAAAAGCUUUUAUUGGGGGGGAAAAAAAGUCAGUUUAUUUGAUGUGUUUCUUAGUAAUGGAAUUGUGGGGAAGAACAAAAGUGGGCUCUGGGACUCACAUUGCUUUGGGGGAGGCUAAAGCUUCCCAGAAUCCCUUGUCCCUCCCCACUUUGGGCACUUAGGGGUGGGGCUGGGGAGUGAGAGGGACAAGGCAGGGAAUGAUUGAUUAAAGCUAACGAGCAGACAGAA
Messenger RNA from Cercocebus atys (sooty mangabey), 4076 nucleotides. RefSeq names its product cholinergic receptor, muscarinic 4 (gene CHRM4). The transcript is spliced from 2 exons. Gene Ontology annotation, biological process: G protein-coupled receptor signaling pathway, coupled to cyclic nucleotide second messenger; adenylate cyclase-inhibiting G protein-coupled acetylcholine receptor signaling pathway; regulation of locomotion. The coding region runs from base 1111 to 2550 and encodes 479 amino acids. Gene Ontology annotation, molecular function: G protein-coupled serotonin receptor activity; G protein-coupled acetylcholine receptor activity. The record is from RefSeq and is a predicted model, not a curated record. Gene Ontology annotation, cellular component: dendrite; plasma membrane; synapse. NCBI's taxonomy places the organism in Eukaryota, Metazoa, Chordata, Mammalia, Primates, Cercopithecidae.